Heteronotia binoei (common prickly gecko) is the source of this 3290-nucleotide messenger RNA. RefSeq names its product kinesin family member 23 (gene KIF23). The record is from RefSeq and is a predicted model, not a curated record. Gene Ontology annotation, molecular function: microtubule motor activity; ATP binding; microtubule binding. Gene Ontology annotation, biological process: microtubule-based movement. Gene Ontology annotation, cellular component: kinesin complex; microtubule; nucleus. Bases 63 to 2921 code for a protein of 952 amino acids. The transcript is spliced from 23 exons. NCBI's taxonomy places the organism in Eukaryota, Metazoa, Chordata, Lepidosauria, Squamata, Gekkonidae.
GAAUCUCUCCUUCGCGAGGCGGCCGGCGGGCGGGAGUCGCCCCGAAGCCUCGGCGGGACACGAUGAAGGCGGCGGCAAUUAAGACCCCCAGAAGGAACGUGCUGAAGAAAGUCUCCGGGAACAAUCAGAAGGACCCUGUUGGGGUGUACUGCCGGUUGCGCCCGGUGCCAGAUCAAGAUUGCUGCAUCGAAGUGAUCAGCAGCACGACUGUCCAGGUUCACCUGCCCGAUGGAUACCGCUGCAGCCGCAAUGGGGAGUACAAAGAGAUGCAGUAUUCAUUUAAAGAAGUGUUUGGCACCAACGUCUCUCAGAGAUGGGUUUUUGAGACAGUCGCUAGACCUCUCGUAGAAGACCUCAUCCGUGGGAAAAAUGGUCUCCUAUUUACUUAUGGUGUUACGGGGAGCGGGAAAACCCACACGAUGACAGGCUCCCCAGGCGACGGCGGACUCCUUCCCCGGUGUUUAGACAUGAUCUUCAACAGCAUAGGGCCUCUCCAGGCCAAACGAUAUGUUUUUAAGCUUGAUGAGAAGAAUGGGGUUGAGAUCCAGUGUGAGGUCGAUGCGCUACUUGAACGCCAGAAGAGGGAAGCGUUACCCGUUCCAAAAACUGCGUCUGGCAAGCAGCCAAUAGACCCUGAAAUUGCUGACAUGAUCAACGUUCAAGAUAAUUGCAAGCUGGAAGAUGUUGACGAAGACAACGUUUACAGUGUGUUUGUCUCUUACAUUGAGAUUUAUAACAACUACAUCUAUGACCUGCUGGAUGAAGCGCCCCUAGAUCCUAUCAAACCAAAGCCCCCCCAGUCCAAAAUACUCCGGGAGGAUCAGAAUCACAACAUGUAUGUAGCGGGAUGCACGGAAGUGGAAGUGAAAUCCACAGAGGAAGCUUUUGAAGUCUUCUGGAGAGGCCAAAAGAAGAGACGCAUCGCCAACACUCAGCUGAAUCGGGAAUCCAGCCGUUCGCACAGCGUGUUUCUAAUUAAAUUAGCCCAGGCUCCACUGGAUGCAGAUGGAGACAAUGUUCUACAGGAUAAAGAGCUGAUCACCUUGAGCCAGCUUUCCCUGGUCGACUUGGCAGGAAGCGAAAGAACAAACCGAACCAAAGCGGAAGGCAGCCGAUUACGCGAAGCAGGGAAUAUUAAUCAGUCCUUGAUGACGCUGAGGACUUGCAUCGAGGCUCUGCGAGAGAAUCAGACCUACGGCACCAACAAGAUGGUCCCCUAUCGUGACUCUAAACUAACCCAUCUUUUCAAGAACUACUUCGAUGGCGAAGGGAAAGUGCGGAUGAUUGUCUGCGUCAACCCAAAGGCUGAAGACUACGAUGAGAGUUUGCAAGUGAUGAGGUUUGCAGAGAUCACCCAGGAAGUGGAGGUGGCCAGGCCUCUUGACAAGCCCUUGUGUGGGCUGACACCCGGCCGCCGCUUCAAGAAUCAGGCCUUCCGGGAGGAGCUGUCGCGGCAGCUGGAAAUCCGAGGCGGCCCAAUUGACGGGGAUCGGGAGCGGGCCGUCACAGAGAUGCUCAUGCAGAGCUUCCCUCCACUGCCUUCCUGUGAGCUCUUGGACAUCAGCGAUGACCAGACCCUUCCUCGGCUGAUCGAAGUGCUCGAGGCCCGCCACAGCAUCCGGCAGAAGCUAACAGCAGAGUUCAACAAGAACGUGCUCUCCUUGAGGAGCAUGAUGCAGGACUUUGACGCCAACCUCGUCUCCAAGGAGAACUAUGCUCAGGCGAGAAUGGCCGAAAAAGACAAGAUAAUAGGAGGACAAAAAUCGGAAAUCGAGCGACUGGAGAAGAAAGCCAAAACUCUGGAAUAUAAGAUCGAUAUCUUGGAGAAAACGACGGGCAUCUAUGAGGAGGAGAAGCGCGGCUUGCAGCAGGAGUUGGAUGCCAGGAACCAGAAGCUGCAGCGCCAGACUUCCGAAAAGCGGCGGCUGGAAGCGCGGUUGCAGGGCGUGGUGACGGAGACCACGAUGAAGUGGGAGAAGGAAUGCGAGCGGCGGGUGGCGGCCAAGCAGCUGGAGAUGCAGAACAAGCUUUGGGUGAAGGACGAGAAGCUGAAGCAGCUGAAGGCCAUCGUCACAGAACCAAAAGGGAGCAAGCUAGAGAGGCCUUCGCGGGAGAAGGACCGGGAGAAAGUGCUGCCACGGUCCAUGUCGCCUCCACCUGUACCCUCUUCUAGUAACUGUGUCAUCACUCAGCUGCCUGCUCACCUGCCCGCCGCAGUCGAGCCGCAGCUGCACAGGCGCUCCAACUCCUGCGACAGCAUCUCCGUGGCCUCUUGCAUCUCGGAGUGGGAGCAGAGGAGGCCUGGCCCCAGCGGCAGCACGCCUGCAGCCAGGAGCAGGCUGCAAGAGCCAGAGCGGGCGAGGCCCUGUGCUGCGGCGGAGAGGAGGCGGGGCAUGCACUGGACUGGAGCCCUCAUGGCCCCCAGCGGUAGAGAGGCACUCGAGAAUGCCCUGCCAGUCCGUCUCCGGCACAGGCGCUCUCGUUCAGCUGGGGAGAGGUGGGUGGACCACAAGCCGCCCUCCAACUUGCAGACAGAAACGGUCAUGCAGCCGCACGUGCCCAACGCCAUCACCGUGGCUGCUGCCAGCGAGAAGGCCCUGGCCAAGUGCGACAAGUACAUGCUCACCCACCAGGAGUUGGCUUCCGACGGGGAGAUCGAGACGAGGCUGAUCAAGGGCGACGUUUUCAAGACCAGGGGGGGCGGCCAGGCAGUCCAGUUCACAGAGGUCGAGACCCUGAAGCAGGAAUCGCCAACUGGGCGAAAGCGGCGAUCGUCUCCCUCCCAUCCUCCAAAUGAUGCUGCUGAGUCAGAAUGGACGGAUGUUGAAACCCGAUGUUCUGUUGCGGUGGAGAUGAAGGCAGGCUCAGGCCUUGGACCCGGGUACCAGCAUCACGCUCAGCCCAAGCGCAGGAAACCAUGAGCUCCUUUGCUGGAGCCGCUCCGUUGUCCCAGGGAUUUCUUCAGACUGCGUAGCUGGCUCUGCUAGGCAGCAGCUAAAGGGAGAGACAUUAAUGAAGAGCUUUUUUUGUGGCCUCGCUGCCCAUCGUGACGUGGAGGAAGAGGGCCUGCUUCUGCUGCUACCUCUUGACUUAGUAAAGCCGCCUCUCGCCUCUCAUUCCCCACACGUGUUCUUCUAGAUGAGCGCAACCUUCUUUUUUUCCUCUUGCCUUCCCCACGUCCCUUUGAGAAACUUUAUAUCAAAAUAUGCUAUUUAUUUAGUUCUCUUGAAGUGUUUUUAAAAGAAUACUUGGGUGCUAGGCUAAAUCUCAAAUAAAUAAAUCGGUUAGAA